UCGAAAGACUAAGCAAUGAUAAUUUUGUCGACCCUCUAAAAGUUUAGGCCUCUGCCGUGAAGGCGUGGACUUCUCUCUCUCUCUCUCUCUCUCUCUCUCUCUCUCUCUCUCUUCUCUCUCUCUCUUUCGCUUUCGCUUUCGCUUUCGCUCUCGCUCUCGCUCGCUCGCUCGUUCGUCUGCUCGCGAUUCGCCAUGCCUUGAAAGCCAUCGAAAAGCCAGAAUUCAGAAAGAAGAAUGGCGGAAAAUCCAUCGUCCUCCCCAAAACCCAUGCAAACAAUGAAUGUGGUUGAUUCGAUUCCUCCUAACCCAUCAAACCCAAAUCUCACCUCACCUUCGAAUAUCUCCCCUUCUCCUUCGAUGGAUAUUCCUCAAAUCUCAUCUCCGCAGCUUCCGUUAACCCAAACUUCUGCUUCUGCCGCUGGCGGCCAAACCCUUAUAACCCAACCCCAGCAGCMGCACAUUAAUCCCACGGUUGGAUUAGAUUACCAGCAACAACAAUCGCAGCAGCAGCAGCAACAACUACAACAACAACCGCAGCAGCAACAACAACAAUUGCAACAGCAGCAGCAACAACAACAGGGCCUGGUUCCACCUUCGAAUUUCCAAAUCCAACAAAAUUUACAAAGAUCAACAUCAAUGUCUCGGAUGAACCCGAUCCAGCAACAGCAGUACGGCGCGGCGGCUGGUGCCAUGCGGCAGCAAGCAGGAAUUUAUAGCCAAAUGAAUUUCAAUGGAUCCCAUCUUCAACAGCAGCAGCAGCAGCAACAGCAGAUGGGUGGCGGGGGUUUGUCUCGUUCGGCUUUGAUUGGGCAGAGUGCGCAGGUCGGUGGCCACUUACCCAUGUUAUCCGGGCAAGCUGCAGCAGCAGCAGCGGCUGCCGCUCAGUUCAAUUUGCAGUCUCAGAUACUCUCACCGGUAAGGCAGAAAACAGGUUUAAUCCAAGGAUCCCAAUUUCAUCCGGGUAAUACUCCUGGGCAGCCAUUGCAGGGAAUGCAGACAAUUGGAAUGAUGGGGUCACUUGGUCUGAGUGGUCAACUAAGAGGAAACAGGCCCCUCUCCUAUGUCCAACAGCAGAUAAACCAGGGGCAGAUGAGGCAGCAGCAAUUGUCCCAGCAAACUUCACUCUCCUCCCCCCAGAAGCUACAGGCUCAAAAUCUACAAAGGACAUCAUCACUAGCAUCCUUGAACCCUCAGAUGUCUGGGUUGGCUCAGAAUGCACAACCAUCUAUGAUGCAAAACUCCAUGUUGCAGCAGCAGUGGUUGAAACAAAUGCAACCAGCAAUUUCUGGUCAGUCAUUCCAUAGGCAGCAACAGGCCUUCUUGCAGCAGCAACUGGCCUCAUCUCCUCAGCUGCAGCAGAAAUCAAUGGCCUUGAACCCACAACAAAUGUCUCAACUGGUUCAGCAGCAGCCACAGCUAAGUUCUCAGCAGCAACCACAACUCCAGCAACAGCAGCAACACCUCCAGCAGCAACAGCAGCAACAACAGCAGCAACAACAACAAUUGCAUCAACAAUUACAACAGCAGCAGCAGAUGCCACCUUUGCAACAGCAGCAACAGUCUCCAAGGAUGCCAGGACCUGCUGUUCAGAAAUCUCUGAGUCUGACAGGAUCACAACCCAAUACUCCAGCUUCUGGUACAACAACACCAGGGGGGAGUUCAAGCCAAGGAACAGAAGCAACUAAUCAACUUCUUGGAAAGAGAAAAAUACAGGAUUUGGUUUCACAGGUGGAUUCACAGGGGAAGCUAGAUCCAGAAGUUGAAGAUCUUCUUCUUGAGAUUGCUGAUGACUUCAUUGACUCAGUUACAACAUUUGCAUGUAGUUUGGCAAAACAUCGAAAAUCUUCAACUUUAGAAUCAAAGGAUUUAUUACUACACCUAGAGAAAAAUUGGCAUUUGAAAAUUCCAGGAUAUACAAGCGAAGAGCACAAGUACCAGAUGAAAUCUUUGUCAGGCGAUCUUCACAAUAGGCGUCUUGGGAUGAUACGCGCAUUGAUGGAAUCAUCUCAUUCUCAAACCAAUGCAAAUAGUGCUAAAGACACGAUCAGACAAGCAAUUGGCAAUCCAGUUGUUAACCACACAAUAAGAUCAUCCCCAAGCUCAGAGCAUUUGGUAGCACAGUCAACUAGCUCUCCUUUGCUGCAGCAAGUACCACGAUUUGGAACUUGAAGGACAGAAGAAAAGGAUAAAGAAGGGGAUGUUUCUUAUAUAUACUAGUUUUGUUCUCCAUAUCAGUUGGGUGCUGAUUUCUGGAUUGUAAUGUGAAAAAGCAAGCUUGCAUGAUUGGUGGAAAUUCACGGAUAUUCCAUGGGGAUUCAGGAUGGGUAUCGAGAGCAUUUGCUGCAACAGUUGCAGCACACACAAAGAUAUACACUAAAUUGUGCCAUGUUUAACUUAAUAUUGUUUUUCAUUUAUAAUGUCUCGUCUUUAAUCCAUCUUUUUUUUUCUUUCAUUUGGUAUGAUCCUUAAGGUACACACAAUGCAGACUGUGUGUAAAGGGGCCUUACUGCAAGAACUGGUUGAUAGAAACGAUGUAAAAGUAAAAAAAGGAUAAAAGAAAUUAUUGUUGAGCUUCUUUUUGGUUGGCAUUA
This is a messenger RNA of Nelumbo nucifera (sacred lotus), 2591 nucleotides long. It is a transcript of the gene EER4, whose product is annotated as Transcription initiation factor TFIID subunit A. Gene Ontology annotation, biological process: RNA polymerase II preinitiation complex assembly; DNA-templated transcription initiation. The record is from RefSeq and is a predicted model, not a curated record. Gene Ontology annotation, cellular component: SAGA complex; transcription factor TFIID complex. Lineage: Eukaryota; Viridiplantae; Streptophyta; Magnoliopsida; Proteales; Nelumbonaceae. Gene Ontology annotation, molecular function: DNA binding; TBP-class protein binding; protein heterodimerization activity.